This is a messenger RNA of Papaver somniferum (opium poppy), 1281 nucleotides long. RefSeq lists its product as uncharacterized. The record is from RefSeq and is a predicted model, not a curated record. The coding region runs from base 174 to 1031 and encodes 285 amino acids. Lineage: Eukaryota; Viridiplantae; Streptophyta; Magnoliopsida; Ranunculales; Papaveraceae. Gene Ontology annotation, molecular function: RNA binding. Gene Ontology annotation, cellular component: chloroplast. The transcript has 3 exons.
UCCGAGCAAAUCCCAAAAAGAUUAAAAAGAUCAGAAGAAAAAGAAAACCAUUAUCUCCGUGAGCUUGAGAAACCCUGGAAUCCUGAAUUCACACUCAUAGUAGCUAAAUCCUAACCUGAAAGUUCCUUGAAACUGUUGAACUCAAGUACUUAACUACUGAAAAAUUGCAGAUAAUGGCAGUCUCAGUUCCUCUUCUCCACCAUCUUCUGAAACCCCAUCCUCCUUCUUUCCUCUUCUUAGAACCCCUCUGUUUAACUAGCUCUCUCCAUUUACAUAAACCUCUACGUUCUUUCAUCAUAAACCCUAAUUCUCAUUCUUCAUCUUCUACUGUUUCUUACUUCCUUAAACCCUCAUCUUCUUACUUAUCUUCAUCAUCUUUUUCACAUCCCCAAAUUAUCUCUACUAGGGUUUUGCUUAAUCAAGACAGAGAAUUCGACCUUGAUACUGAAAAUGAAAUCGAAGAAGAAUUCCUAACGGAAGAUGAAGGAGUGGAAGCAGAAGAAGUGGAAGACGAAAUAAUAGGUGAAGCUCAAAUUGAACAAGAACUGGAACCAUUGACAGAAUUGGAAGUACCUGUUUUGACUAUGAAAGAAAAGAAAGAACUUGCAUCUUAUGCUCAUAGUCUAGGAAAGAAACUUAAAUCUCAACAAGUUGGUAAAUCUGGUGUUACUUCUUCUCAAGCUGCUGCAUUCAUUGAAAACCUUGAAUCCAAUGAGCUCCUUAAGCUCAAAAUACAUAACAGCUGUCCAGGGGAGCUAGUUGAUGUGGUGAGGGCAUUGGAGAAAUCAACUGGAUCAGUAGCUGUGGGUCAGAUUGGCCGGUCUGUAAUUCUAUACAGACCCAGCAUUACCAAAUUAAAAGCAGCAGAGAAACGAAACCAAGAAAGAAAAGUAUAUGUGAGAAAAGGAUACACACCGAGACCCACUGAUACGUUGCUGAAGAAAGUGGAAGUGCCAAGAUUCUCUGGAAGCGGUCCCGUGGAAGACGUGUUCAAACUCACCCUACCCGUACCCGAUCAUAGUUUGCUAUAAUCCUAUAUUCCCAAAGAGAGAGGGAAGGAUAUUUCAAAAUGCAAGUUUCUGCUAGUGUAAGUUGGUAAGAUCAUUCUUACGCUAUGUUUUGUAUGGAAACCUGUUUGUCUGUGCAUACGCAAACGUUUUGAGUCCAUGCUAUACAAAAUUAAUCACCAACCUAGUAUAGCAGGUCUUUUUUGUUGGAGUGUAAAUUUGUAUCAUCAUCUCUCAAUCUAUCAUGGUAAAAGAAAAAAAACUUAAGGCGCAA